AAAAUGACGUAGGAUUCUGAAAGCGGAUGUGUGACGUUCGUAAUUUGACACCGACCUUCUUUCAAACUCCCAAAGCCUCUUUUGAUUGGCCGAGGAGGUGGUCAUUUGACCAACGGUCGCGGGAAGGUCCGGGGCCAUGCUUCGUAGAGAAGGAGGAGUGGUUUUUCAUUCAAAGUAAUUUCGUAAACAUCACAGUGUCUAAAACCUUGACGUUUUACUGAGAUUUAAGGCUAUUUUAACUGUUUUCGACCUGUCAGUCAUCUUUUUUGGAUUCUGAUAUUCCUUUUCGUGUUCUACAGUUUUUUGAAGUGAACUGUUGCCGCAGCCAUUGUCGGGAGUUGUCGUUGGCUCUACGGUGGUUAGCCGACUGGCUAACAUCUCGGUUCUUUUCGUGAAGUUAACUUUACCGAAGUACAGGAGGUCGCAUUUGGAUUUAUACGGCUUGGAUUAAUUUUUCACGGACUUGUGUACUCACAGACAUUUCGUUUGAGGUAACGUUCAAAUACAUACUGAAACCUUAUUGCAAAUAGUUCUAUCGUAGUGACUGAAAAGUCAAUGUUAUGACUCCGCCAGCAAACUUUGCUGAAGUAUAUUCCUCGCGAUGUUGUGCUCCCUCAUCGGCAGCUAGCUGAGUGGACAGCUAGCCACCGUUACUGCGUCUACACCUACUUUUUUGUUUUGCUUUCUUCUACGCUACUUUAUCUGUUUUGCCACCUACAGUUGUGGUUCUCUCUUUUCCACCAAAGACAAUACGCUCUUGUCUGGGGCGAAAUACAGAACCGGGGAAAAUGAGUUUCAGCUGUAGGCGAGUUGAAAAGACUGUUCACGCAACUUCUCCAAGCCUUCGGCCUCUUCGGCAAAAACUGACAUUUGCAGCGAGCGAUGGCGAGGAGGACUCAAUCGAAGAUAUCAACAACAGCACAGGAGCCGAGUCGGGAUUUACGGAAUUGGACUCCCCUUUGCCUCUGCGGAGGACCACGGUCGACAAGAGGCACGACUCGAGCAGCAGCCCUCGGACAGCGGACGACGACGACAUCGAGUCCUGGGACGAGGAGGGUUUCGGCUCCCCCUCGCAUCUCAUGAUGAAAAACAUUUUUAUGAACAAUUCUCCCUCUCCGCGUAAAGGAGCUCGGACUUAUGACAGCUCGCCAGAGAGGACAUUUGUGCCCGAUGACGGAGAGGCAUCUAGCUCGCCCAUCCCAGACUGUCCAGAUACACCUCCCCACAAAACGUUCAGGAAACUUCGGCUUUUCGAUACCCCUCAUACGCCCAAGAGCUUGCUGUGCAAAGCUCGGACCAGUGCUUCAAGUAGCAGGAGAGUGGCCCUGUUCAGAGAUGUGGAUUCGGGAUUAAAGUCCAGUCUGGACGGCAAGAGGAACCAGACACCUCUCGUGAACAUCAACCCUUUCACGCCAGAUUCCAUUCUGGUUCAGUCGUCAACCUUCCAGCGAAAUACUCGAAAGCGUUCUCACUGGAAUGACUCGUGCGGAGAAGACAUGGACGCCAGUGACGCCGAAACCGAGGAGGAAAUUGUACCACCAUCAAAGAGAAUCAGCAUGAUGGAAAGCAACAUGUCCAUGUCCAGAUACAUGUCUGAGUUCCAUGAGUUGGAGAAGAUUGGCUGUGGGGAGUUUGGCUCAGUCUUCAAAUGUGUCAAGAGGCUGGACGGCUGCAUCUAUGCCAUCAAGCGCUCCAAGAAGCCACUGGCAGGAUCAGUGGAUGAGCAGAACGCACUGCGGGAAGUGUACGCCCACGCGGUGCUGGGCCAGCACCCGCACGUGGUCCGCUACUACUCGGCCUGGGCGGAGGACGACCACAUGCUCAUCCAGAAUGAGUACUGCAACGGAGGCACGCUGUCCGACGUCAUCGCAGACAACGACCGCAAGCUGGCCUUCCUCACCGAGCUGGAGCUCAAGGAGCUGCUGCUGCAGGUGUCGCGAGGACUCAAGUACAUCCACUCCACAGCGCUGGUGCACAUGGACAUCAAGCCCAGCAACAUCUUCAUCUCAAGGAAAACUGUGGUGGAACCUAGCGAAGAUGAGGAGGACGGUCAGACGCCAAGUGUUGUUUAUAAAAUAGGUGACCUUGGUCAUGUGACCAGAGCAACCAAUCCCCAGGUGGAGGAGGGGGACAGUCGGUUCCUGGCCAAUGAGGUUCUUCAAGAGGACUACAGUAAUCUGAUGAAGGCGGACAUCUUUGCGCUGGCACUGACGGUGGUGAGUGCGGCGGGUGCCGACCCCUUGCCCACCAACGGGGACAAGUGGCACGAGAUCCGGCAGGGGCGGCUGCCUGCCAUCCCCCAGGUGCUCUCCCAGGAGUUCCUCGGCCUGCUCAAGCUGAUGAUCCACCCCGAUCCCACGCGCCGGCCCUCCGCCUCGGACCUGAUCCGCCACCCCGCCCUGCUCACAGCCGCACGCAUGAGCGCAGACCAGCUACGCGUCGAGCUCAAUGCAGAGAAAUUCAAGAACGCCCUGCUGCAAAAGGAGUUGAAGAAGGCGCAGCAGGCGAAGGCAGCAGCAGAGGAGAAGGUGUUGUCUACGGACCGCGUGCUGACGCGCUCCACGCUACAGGGAGCAGCCGGAGGAGGAGGAGCAGGAGGAGGAGGAGGAGGAGGCCGAGCCUCCAGACUCAUCGGCAAGAAGAUGAACCGAUCAAUGAGCCUGACCAUCUACUGAAGCACAGCACGCCUUACCCAACGCACACCUCACACACACACACACACACACACACAGUUAAGCACACCUUCCCCAACGCACACAUCUCUCGCUCAGACACACACACACACACACACACACACACACACACACACAAACUCUCGGAAGCACACCUUCCCCAACGCACACAUCUCUCUUCUCACACAGACGCUCUCACUUACACACACACACUCACACACACACACACACACACACACACACACACACACACACACACACACACACACACACACACACACACACACACUCACACUCUGAAGCACCCCUUCAUCAAUGCACACAUAUCUCUUGCACAUACACACAUGCUCUCACUUACACACACACACACACAAACUCUGAAGCACGCCUCCCCCCAACACACACACAGACACAUUCCUGUAGAAAACAAAUGGUGCUAGACAACAGACUGUUUCAACUGCCCUAAUGACUCUUGAGUACUUUCACACUCUGGUCACAAACCCAUGGACACUUUUUUUUAUGAUGGGUUGUGUUCUUCACAAGUCUAUAGAUCUGUCUUUUUUGAAAAUGCAAGCUAGAAUUUCCAUAAGCGAACUUCCUGUUGACUUAAAGUAGAUGCACAACGUUUCUGUAGGCAGUUUUGCUGAGCUCCCACAUUCCGUGUUUCUCACAUCUCCUUAGGUACAAUAGAACUGCUACUUUCCACUCAAGCUUCCGAGUUCCGCAGGAAAAUUCCAUAGCGAGUAGAGAGGUUCCGCACGCUCUCCUGCACUUCCUCUCCCGGCCUGGGCGGGCGCUCUUGCACACAUAGGUGCACUUGCGCCAAGCUGAGGCUGGGUGAACGAACCAGACAAAGACGGGUGUGAGUGUGUAAGCGUACAUGUGCAAAUGUAGGCUGCUGGCUGUGAAUGAAAUGCCUGGAUUUGGGCAGGACAACGUUGUGGUGUGAUGCGGUAUCAUUGCCAUGAAAAUGAGCACUUUGGGUAACAAGAGAAGAGGGAGAGAACUCACCACAGAAGAACGAAUGAAAAGAAGACGAGAAGAAAAAGAAAUAUACCUGCUGCUAUUCAUGUUUGUUAUGAAUCAGGGUUGGGAGAAUUUUAAGAUACAAUUUUGGCUUUUCUCGAAUCAUUGGUUUUACAGUACGUUUAGACGAAAAACACCUGAGAUUAUUGUUUUUGUUUUUUCUUCAAUAAUUGAUGUACCACACAAGUUACAUGCAUAGAAUCUUCUCCAAUAUUUGCAGUUCUCUUUCACAAUUAGAAAACAAAAAGGAAAAAUCAGAUAAUCAUGCAUGUGUUCCACAUGAAUCCCUAGUUGAAUGUCCGUACACUGGUCUAUUAUGCUGUUCGCAGUUAAACUGGAACAGUCUCCAAUCUCACGUCUCCAGCCCUGACAGUAGCAUUAAAGCAAUCAUUGUGCCGUUGUUUGGAUUUCUGUACCAUUGAGUGAUAGAGCUACUUUGACUGUUAUAUUGUGUCUCUGGACACACCACACCUUUGUCAAGGUGUGACGUGUGUGACAUCUCUUGUGCUAAAAAAAAAUCUAAUACUUUAUUACGUUUUGUUUGUACAUAGGUUCUCAUAAUAAAUUCUCACCAUAAAUUGA
Molecule: messenger RNA, 4280 nt
Organism: Engraulis encrasicolus (European anchovy)
Lineage: Eukaryota; Metazoa; Chordata; Actinopteri; Clupeiformes; Engraulidae
Gene: wee1
Product: WEE1 G2 checkpoint kinase
Exons: 10
Coding region: 789-2675 (628 amino acids)
Biological process (GO): negative regulation of G2/MI transition of meiotic cell cycle; mitotic cell cycle; protein phosphorylation
Cellular component (GO): nucleus; cytoplasm
Molecular function (GO): magnesium ion binding; ATP binding; non-membrane spanning protein tyrosine kinase activity
Source: RefSeq, a predicted model, not a curated record